AUGAUACUGCGCCGAUUGUUCUUUUAUAUUCUUUUAGUGUUCUCAAGGACGACGUUUUGCGAGGAUUACGAGAAUUAUGAUUAUGAUUGGCUCACCGAUAAGCCUUUUGCGACGACGCCAACCACCAAAAAACCGCCGGAAGACGAUGACAUAAUUGUUGAUCGUUUGGAUGAUCGCGAGGUGGUCAAUAAUGAGAUCAAAGGCGGAUUUUCAAACAAGAAAAGUUUCACGUGUCCCAAAGUCAAGAAUUUCCUGCAUACAGGUUCGACAGUGUCUCGCAUCACGCCGGAAGACAUCUCAAUCGUCGCCGCCAUGGGCGACUCAUUGGCGUCGGGCCGAGGACUCUGGCCAUUCACGGACGUCGAGUUUCGUGGCGCAGCUUUUCCUAUUGGCGGCGACGCCAAUAUGGACGGUCUCGUCACGUUUCCCAACAUUUUGUCGCAAUUCACGAGCCGAUUAGACGGCAUCUCGCACGGAAUGGGAUCCAGAGAUCAGUUGCCCGAUUAUCAGUUGAAUGUGGCCGAGUUUGGCGCGGAGACCGAAGAUCUGCCAUAUCAGGCCCGCGAGCUUGUCCGCAGAAUCAAUCGUCAUAUCAAAAAAGAGAUCAAACAUCGCUGGGCGCUGAUUUUCAUAGCGACUGGCUCUGAAGAGUUCUGCGAGAAAUGCGAGCCGCCGAAUAGGGCGUCGCUUCGAAAAUCGUUGGGAAUUCUCCGCAAAGGCGCUCCCAGAUCAUUGGUGGUCCUGCUUGGACCGAUCCACGUGGCGUCAACUUAUAGCCAAAAUAUCAAUAUAAUGAGACCGCGAUGCAAGUGUCUCGAGAAAAUGUCGGGAAAAGAGUAUCGGAAAUUGUUCAGCGUUUGGCGAAGCGCAUUCAUCGGCGUCGAGGAAGAAUUCAAUCGGAUGAAUCAGACGACGUUCGGCGUUCUCGCGAUUCCGUCAUUGGCGAUUCACUCGAGAAAACCGCAAUCGCUAUUGGUGCCUGGAAAGCCGCUAUUGAAUAGAAAAGGGCACUCUUAUGCGGCCAAAUGGCUAUGGAAUCGUCUAAUCGCUGGCCCUCAAUACAAUAUUUCGAAUAUUGCACUGUCCGAAGACUCGUAUUAUUGUCCAUCAGCGGGCUGCCCUUACUUUCGAACCGUGCAAAACUUCAAAAAUUGCCAAUUAAUUACACUGGAAGAAUGGGAGCAGAUGAUCGCGACGACGCUGCCUCCAAAAUUGGGAGUUGAAGCGAGGAAGGAGACGAUCAGAAGGAAUCUCGCUGGCGUCAUCGCCAUCAUUUUCGCGCUCUCAUGUGUUUCAGUAUUGGGAUUUGGCACAUAUUUCUAUUGUCACGGCAAACGAGCGACGAAGGGUCGAUUCGAUUACGGGAAGCAGGAGGAUGAGGUGGAGGAUGCAAAAGCCGCUGAAAUCGUUGAAGAAUAA
Molecule: messenger RNA, 1419 nt
Organism: Caenorhabditis bovis
Lineage: Eukaryota; Metazoa; Nematoda; Chromadorea; Rhabditida; Rhabditidae
Source: the annotation of a GenBank genome assembly